Molecule: messenger RNA, 1384 nt
Organism: Chanos chanos (milkfish)
Lineage: Eukaryota; Metazoa; Chordata; Actinopteri; Gonorynchiformes; Chanidae
Gene: tm2d3
Product: TM2 domain containing 3
Exons: 6
Coding region: 10-795 (261 amino acids)
Source: RefSeq, a predicted model, not a curated record
UCUUUCAAGAUGGGCAAGAAUGGUGUGAUUUGGUUGUUUAAAAAGGGACGGCACAUCAUGAAAGCCCAUGGGAUCACGUUUUUACUCCUUAUUGAUGUUUUAUUUAAAACAGUAAACGGAUACUUGAGUUCCCCACAUGUUGGACCAGAACCUCUUCAGAGCGAUUCCCAACACAGUACCGUAAUCAGCAGCCCAGUGGUACUGACAGCUUCGUCUGCUUCCCCGUCUGUCGAAGGGGGUUAUCAGUCCAAAUGUCCAAGUGGAGGUCUGUGCAGUAAACUGCCGUCUGACUGCGUUGCCUGUUCCUUCCAUCACAACUGCAGCUACGGCAAACCAGCCGUCUUCUCCUGCAAGACCAAGCCAGGAGUCCACUGCGUAGGCGAUUCUGGGCAGCAGCUGACCCACUUCAACCUCACGGUGACCUGCCAGUUCUGCUGGCAGCUGGACCCCUCCCUCUACCGCUGCAACAGCUCCACCAACUGCAUGACCGUCUCCUGCCCCCGCAAGCGCUACAACACCACCUGUGAGGCGCUGGAGCACGUGCACUGUCUCGGGAAAAGAAGGUUUCCCAAACGACUGUUUUGCAACUGGACCGGAGGCUACAAAUGGUCCACAGCACUGGCACUCAGCAUCACACUGGGUGGGUUUGGUGCGGACCGGUUCUAUCUGGGCCAGUGGCGGGAAGGCCUGGGGAAGCUGUUCAGUUUCGGGGGCCUCGGCAUCUGGACGCUGAUCGACGUGCUGCUUAUCGGGGUGGGCUACGUGGGACCCGCGGACGGCUCACUCUACAUCUGAAGCCUUGCGUUGCGCUGCGGUGGCUUUUGGAUCCGCCGCCCUCUCCCAUUUUAAGGCCUUCUGACUUUCACAACCCGAUUAACACACGUCUCCCAAUCCUAUUAGCACACGCCGGGCUUUCCAAAACUCCCCUUGCAACAGAUUUCUGUCCCAUCUGCCACCGGAGCACAAGUACUCCGCCUCAUUCAUUAUGCAUCAGACUCCACGUGUCAGGGGGGGUACGCCUGUCCAUCGCCGGCACACCGAGGGAGGGGGCCACUCUGUGCUCUGUUUACAGGUUGAGUGGUGGAUUUAGGGAGGCGUGAGGCUGCGUAAGAGGAGACGUUACAGGGUUCCUCACGCAGCGCCCAGGCACUGAGCUUCACCUCUCUUCCCUGUAGAGGAUGAAUGUGAUAGUAAAUAAAUACAGAGAGUAAAAAAAAAAAAAACGCCGCUGUGUCCUGAGGAUGGCCUCAGCAUGCAGGAUUAGCUCUGACGUCUCUGGGGUUUCACGAAACCUCUUGCGUUUGGCGAAAUCGUGCUACGCUAUCGUUACUGUGUGUAAAAAAAAAAAAAAAAAUGGAUGAUCACGGGCCACUGUUUGUUUUUA